UAUUUCUGUAAAGCCAAUAAGGCUGAUUAGCUACCUGUCAGAGAGUACAUGAGCUGGUGCUGUCAGAUUGUUUUGAAAAUAAUGAAUAACGACAUAAGGACAUGUGGGUGCGUAGUAAUAUUUCCCAUAAUGCAAUGGAGAUAACGCUAAGACCUGAGAACUCACGUAAGGAGAUAGCACGGACUUUGUCGUUUCAACCUAGAAGGAUAAAGCAUUAAACGUAUGGAUAUAAAUGUGCAUCGAUGUAAAUUUCAUUUCGAAGAGUAGUUACAUAGUGCUGAUACCAAUUCGGAUUUACAUUUUUUUUAAUUUUUUCCUAAUUUUUUUCUUAAACUUUCCAACAGGAAUUACAAUGAGAUGAUGAGUAGUUACGGUUAAAUUUUGGUACAUAUUUUAGAUUAGCUAACACUGAAUUUGAAUUAAGUAUUUCUUAGUAACAAUGUAAAUGAUUCGGUUACAAAUAUAUUAAAAUCUGACCUGUGAAAAUUCUCAAAUAUGACGGCUGUAGACUUCUCACGACGUUCUUUGAUUGCCCCAAAGUCGUCAAUUCUACCACGAACGUCUGGAAGUGCAAUCAGGAGAAAUGAACACAAGAUUGUUAUUAACGUUGGUGGGAUCAGGUACGAAACCUAUCGAUCAACGCUUAAGAACAUUCCGGACACGCGACUGGCCUGGCUUACAAAUAGUAGGGGACAUAAUCCCGAUUUUGAUUCCGAGUCAGGGGAAUACUUUUUUGACCGCCAUCCAGGUGUUUUUAAUAUGAUACUGAAUUAUUACCGGACAGGAAAGCUGCAUGCACCAACAGAUGUUUGCGGGCCCCUUUUUGAGGAGGAGUUGGCCUUCUGGGGUUUGGAUGAGAAACAAAUUGAGCCCUGCUGUUGGUCAAACUAUAGGGCUCACAGGGAUGCCCAGGAGACUCUAGCGGAGAUGGACGGAGGUGAUGUUCAUAGCAAUGAAUCUGAUACGGAGUCAUGCCAUCUAGAGGACAUUCGUGAAAAGUUUGGUAUUAUUGAAGAACACAGUCCGGAAAGUAAAUCUUUUUGGACAAGAUUUAAACCCCAGAUGUGGAAACUGCUAGACGAGCCAACGUCAUCAGUGCCUGCAAAGAUUUUUGCUUUUGUGUCUUUCACGUUUCUGAUUGUAUCCAUAAUGUCUUUCUGCCUCGAAUCACAUAUCAUGUUCCGAGAGACUGUGAUCCCAAAUAUAAACAUUUCCAAACUGACCGUCAGAGAUAAGGAGGUUCUGACUAAACCCAUGUUCUUUCUGGAUAUUAUUGAAUACAUCUGUGUUUUCUUCUUCACCGUGGAAAAUAUUCUCAGAAUUGUUUUCUGUCCGGAUCGAAAACAAUAUUUAAAACAGGUUUUCAGUUGGAUAGAUAUCAGUGUCGUCAUUCCGUGUUACUUGUGUUUUAUUAUGCUCCUUGUGGAUAGUGAUAUUCGAAGUUCUAUCGCUUUUAGAUUCAUCAAUGCUCUCAGACUUAUAAGGAUAUUCCGGAUUUUCAAACUGACAGUCCAUGUGAGCGGACUGAAAAUCCUUGGUCAUACGAUAAAAGCCAGUGCCAAGGAAUUGUUGCUGUUGUUCUUAGUGUUGAUAAUUGGAGUUUUAAUAUUUGCGUGUUUGAUUUAUUAUGCUGAACAAGUAGACGAGGCAGAAGUCAAUUCCUUUUCAAAUAUUCCACGAGGAUUUUGGUGGGCCGUUGUUACAAUGACAACAUUAGGCUAUGGUGAUUUAUAUCCAAGAACUGCACUUGGUUAUAUUAUCGGAACAGUAUGUGCCGUUUGUGGUCUUCUUAUGUUGUCAUUACCAGUGCCUGUGAUAGUUAGCAACUUUACACUUUACUACACACAUGCUCAGGCACGACUUAAACUACCAAAGAAAGCAAAGAAACAAGCUCUGUUAAGUGCGGCAAAUGCACUUGUUGACCCAGAUGUUGCUGAUACAAUAAGUGAAGAGUCUACAGCAAACAAAAAUAGCCUUCCUAGGACUAGCAGCGAGGACUCCGCCUUUGGUAGUUGUCCCGAUAAAUUCAAGGAGAUUUUUCUUUUUGUUUCAGAUAAAUUCAAGGAGAUAAAUGAAACAUAUUUAAGAGGCAAGCGGAAGUCGGCUCCACCGAUGUAUAAUGGGAAGAACGGAAAAGUUGGCAUCAGCGUCGUGUUCACAGAAGAAUCUCCAAUUCCUGAUCCUCGUAAAUUAUCUAUAGAUAGUAUCGAUAAUGCCAACGAUGAUAAUGUAAUUGAUAAUGUCUCAGAUGAAGAAACGUCAGUACAGUCACGUGACAGCCUAACACCACAUAGACAUUCCUUUGAUCAAAAUUUACCGAAACGAAAUAGAAAAGUUAGUUUGGUUCCUCCUGGAAUUACAGCAUCAAGAAGAAGUUCAAUACGUUCUGCUCGAAGUUCCAAUAGAUGAAAAAUGUCCUGAGAUUUACAUUUGUAUUUUUAACUAACUAAAACGUGGUACUGAUGCAAAACUACAAGCGAAGUGUAAAAAAAUCUAAUAAAACUGUUUCAUGUUCAUUCACACGUACAUGUACUUUCAUGAUGAUAUUGUUGCAUUCCCAAAUAAGUGAUAUUUAUUCCAUUUUUUAAGUGCAUGUCUUUUUAUUCCGAGACAUUUACCGAAUAUCAAGAUUCCAUGCAUACAACAAAUUGAUAUAUUAUGUAAAUGUCAGCUAAAAACGAAUCUGAUACAAUACUUUAAUAAAUUACAUUUUCUAUUCAUAAACGUAAAAUAUUCGUUGAAACCUCGAUGCUUUAGAUUUAUAUAACAACGCUGUGACACAUCCUUUAUGGCUCCCUUCGGAAAUAGCUCCUCCGGAAGCUAUAUUCGGAGAACGUAUUCGUGUACAGCUCUUACGUACCUAUAUUCUUUAUAUAUAGCUCCCUAACUAAAAUUGGAGCUAUACAUGGAACACUUGUAGCACUGUCCCGCAUAUAGCUCCUCGGUCUCUUUAUUCAUUUAAGAUAUUAAGAGCACUACGAAGUACAGAAUAGUCCGGAUCCGCACUCUACGUUCAGUAAUGUGUAUGAAGAUGGCUCUGAGAUUAGCUAUCUGCUUCACAUUUAUAUAGAGAAAACCAAAUGCCGAGAUGAAAUGCUAAGCUCGGCCAUCGAUAUCCAAAUUUUUGUAGCUGAACAAAAUAAUACAGAGCUGGAAUGCCGAGAACGGCAAUCGAAAUCAAUCUUUCAUAGUAAGAAAUGAGUGUCGAGCUAGAAUGCAGAGCUCACGGACCGGCAUUUGAUUGUCUAAACCUCGGGGUCAUGAUCAGUGUGUCACGACGUUGUCUCGAAGACAUUUUUCACAUUUACAGAGAGGGUAAAGGCAUACACAUAUACAAAACUAGAAUUAUGUCGAUAGGAUACGGAUGUCCCAACUUUGACGCUUUUCACUAAACAGAAGCAUUGAUGUUUAUUCUCCUUUGAGACUUACAUGAAAUUUAUGUUAUUUGUUGACUGUAUAGUUUUUAACGACGAGGUUGUGUCACAAUAUUUCACAUAUAUGUCUAAAAUCUAAUUAAGGGUCGUUACUUAACCACUGUUUGCCAAUCAGUACUUCUGACAGUUAAGGGUCUUUGGGGCAAUUACUUUAUUUCAUCAAGGGCUAUCAUUCUGCAGUUACUGGUCCGAUACAAAAACAUACUCGUCACUUAAGCCUAAUUAAAAUGUUUCAAAUUUGGUGACUCUUUCACAUAAUUAAGAAGAUGAAUGUCUGUCAUAGUAGGAUCAAGUACGCAUUUGGACUAAAUGAGGGGCCGCAACAGCGCAACUGGCGGACCAGAAUCAAAAAUUAAAAUCAAGGUACCUAACUCUAUUUACCAGUUAUCAUUUUCUAAAGUUUAGUGGCUGUCAAUCAAAUGGUAUCCAUUGAUAAGUAUCCGCUCUCUUACUUAUUCGUUCAUAUACACGGACGGAGAAGAGCAAUUCUGUAUGUCGUUUCCACUUCAGAAGGUCAAAAUAACACUUCCACAUACUCGUGUUUUGUAUUACUCUUGCAUAACUGUUAUAUCACUUAAAUCCAUGUAUAGGGGGUCAUGUUCGGAAUAGCAUAUUAUGCUUGCGUUCGUAUACGGCUCCUCCAUAGCAAGAAACGUACUCUGGAAAGCUAUAUCCGAAUGGAGCCAUAAAGGGUGUGACAGUGCUGUGUUUCGUUUCCAGAAUUAUGCAAUUUUAAGAUGUUUUCAAUGUGUUUGUCUCUCAGAUAAAACGGGUUUAUAAAGUUUUGGAAAACAAUCUUUGGUUUAAACUUGCUCCCGAUUGCAUAUGUAAGCAUGUAUAAGUUAUGUAUCAUCCAUUGUAUUUUACAAUGACAGCAAUAUAUAUAUAUGUAGAUUAUCGAGUCAUAAUUAUAAAUAACUUUGCAAAACUAAAUGAAUGUUGAGUAUUGUUCCUUAACUGCACGAAUGUCAUAUUAUUCAACCAAAAUGGUUUAAGGCAAAGCGAUUUGGAACAUUGAUGACGCUAUUAAUAUUUCCAAACAUUCGUCCAAUUACGUCUUAAAAUAUUACUUUCUAGAUAAUUUGUUUUUAUACAUAUAUUAAUGCAUUGACCCGUUCCUUAUCUGAAAUAUUCAUACAUAUAUUAAAUUGUGCAAAUAUAAAAAAAAAAAUAUUCUGUUCCAUUUCAAGAACUAAAUAAGAAGUAAAUAUGAAGUUAUUGGUGUACAACGGUUUUCCAUGUUCUAAUAAAAUCUGGAAAGUAGAUCCCUCGGAAGCACCGAUAACAAUGCAAACAGCGAAAAUUGCAGACUCGGUUUGAUUGAGUCUGUUUAUGAGCAGUAAUGGAAAAGUCACAUUUUAUCUUAUUUGUAUACACAGCUAAGAAUCUUGAAACAAUAUGUCUGUUUUUUGUACAAAGUAUAUUGCCAUUAAAAUGUCAAUACCUAAA
Mercenaria mercenaria is the source of this 4883-nucleotide messenger RNA. Its product is annotated as potassium voltage-gated channel protein Shaw-like. The record is from RefSeq and is a predicted model, not a curated record. The transcript has 8 exons. Gene Ontology annotation, biological process: protein homooligomerization; potassium ion transmembrane transport. Gene Ontology annotation, cellular component: membrane; voltage-gated potassium channel complex. Lineage: Eukaryota; Metazoa; Mollusca; Bivalvia; Venerida; Veneridae. Gene Ontology annotation, molecular function: protein binding; delayed rectifier potassium channel activity. Bases 496 to 2409 code for a protein of 637 amino acids.